Messenger RNA from Diabrotica balteata, 1331 nucleotides. The record is from the annotation of a GenBank genome assembly. Lineage: Eukaryota; Metazoa; Arthropoda; Insecta; Coleoptera; Chrysomelidae.
UACAUUGCAGUGCAAGACGCAAUCAACUGUUUUAAUAACUAUCACCUACGGUUACAUUACCUACAUUUACAGUGACUAGUGUUUGAACAACUUUAAGUGCAAUCGGCGGAACUGAAGUUUUGGUCAAUAUUUACAGAUCAAACAUGUCUGAGGUAGACGUCCAGUCAGAAUUGGAUCUCGGUGAACCUCCGCAAGAAUUGCUGGAUUGGGCGCUAGAGAAUCUCAAUGAAGAUCCAGAGACUAGGGAACAAGUUCUGCAAGAUUUUAGGGAUAUGAUUUUCGAAAGAGGUGAAUGUAUUCCUCAUAGGACGGACGACGCAUUUUUGUUACGAUUUCUUAGAGCGAGACAUUUUGUUAUAGGCAGAGCACAUAGACUGUUUGUUAAUUACUAUGACUUUAAAGAAAACAACCCAGAAUUCUUCAAAGAUGUUAGUUUAAAGCAUAUGCUUAAAAUGGGAGACGAUAACAUCAUCACAGUUCCCCCAUACAGAGAACAAAAUGGUAGACGGAUUUUACUAUAUAGGUGGGGUAAUUGGGAUCCAGCCAAAUUUUCGGUAGAUGAAGUUUUUCAAGCCACUAUGUUAGUAUUAGAACUGGCGAUACUUGAACAAAGAGCUCAAAUUCUAGGUGGAAUCGGCAUGUGGGACCUCGGUGGUCUCUCCUUAAAACAAGCAUGGCAAAUGACGCCAUCUAUAGCCAGUAAAGUUGUACAAAUCAUGGUGACUUCUUUUCCAAUGAAGAUAGAAGCUCUGCACAUCGUCAAUCAAUCCUGGGUAUUCGAUAUGUGCUACAAUAUUUUUAAACCGUUUUUAGAUGACAAGAUGAAGGAGAGGAUAUAUUUCCACGGCGAAGACAUGGAAAGCCUACACCGACAUAUAGAUCCAAAGCAUUUACCGGAAAGAUAUGGAGGAAUUCAUCCCGACUACAACUAUAACGACUGGAUAGAAGGCUUCCUUAAAAACGAUCAAAUACUGAAGGAGAUGACUUCUUUGGGAUAUAAAAUUAAUGAUGAAGAUGAAAGUGACAGCGACGCUGAAAGUAAAGACAAGCUAGAAAAUGAUGAGCAGUGAUAAUAAAUCGAUUAGAAACAAUGAUGUGACAUCUAAUGGUUUUAAAAACACUGCCCACAGUUACUCGAGCCUUUGGUAACUAAAAUCGUCUUGCACAAUGGUCCAGUUAGUGGUAUUAGGAUAGAAGCUUUACUGAUCAGUUAUUUAUUGCAGUUUAAGUUACACAUUAUUUGUAUUAGGUAAUAAAUUUAUAGCUGCGACUAGCGUUUGUUUGCUUUUUUAUAAAGUAAUGAUGUUGUUUAAAAAUAAAGUAUUUUAAUA